CGUUAGUUGUAUUUAAUUAAAGACAGGAAUGUAAAAAUUUUUUGGCAACGAUAUGACUGCAAUUGUAAAUAUAUUUAUUGGUGUGUUUAAUUAAAGUACCUACCUAAUAUAAUGUUUACGAAGUUUUAAAAACAUUACCUAUCACUAAGAACAUGGCUCCGAAUAACAGUAAUUGUUCAGAGGUAUUAAAUGAAGACAAUUUGGAAUUUGAACAUCAAAAUGAAUUGAAACCAGAAUUGGAAAUCAAAUCAUCAAAAUAUAAAAUGAGAUUAGUAUGGCGAAACAUAAUUUUAUUUCUAACAUUACAUUUAGCAUCAGUUUAUGGUAUAUAUUUGAUAUUUACAUCAGCGAAAUUAAUCACAACAAUUUAUGCAAUUUUUUUAUAUCAGGCCGGAGCAUUUGGUAUAACAGCUGGUGCACAUCGCUUAUGGACUCAUCGUGCGUAUAAAGCUAAAUGGCCAUUAAAAUUAUUGCUAAUUAUAUGUGAUACUCUUGCAUUUCAAGAUGCCGUAAUUGAUUGGGCAAGAGAUCAUCGCAUGCACCAUAAGUUUAGUGAGACUGAUGCAGAUCCCCAUAAUGCUAAACGUGGAUUCUUUUUUUGUCAUAUGGGAUGGUUAUUAUGUAGGAAACAUCCAGAAGUUAAGGAAAAGGGUAAAUCUAUUGAUUUAUCUGAUUUGAGUGCGGAUCCAUUUAUUCGUUUUCAAAAAAGGUAUUAUUUGAUUUUAAUGCCCCUUGUAUGUUUUGUUUUACCAACAUUAAUUCCAUGGUAUUUCUGGAAUGAAUCUUUGUUGAAUUCAUGGUUUGUGGCAAGUUUAUGGCGUUAUACAGUUACAUUACAUGUUACGUGGUUAGUAAAUAGUGUCGCCCAUUUGUGGGGUGCACGACCAUAUGAUAAAACAAUAAAUCCAGUUGAAAAUUUAUUUGUAUCAUUAUUCGCAUUAGGAGAAGGUUGGCAUAAUUAUCAUCAUACAUUUCCAUGGGAUUAUAAAGCAGCAGAAAUAGGUCAUUGGCGUAUAAAUGUUACGACACAUUUAAUUAAUUUUUUUGCUAAGAUUGGUUGGGCAUAUGAUUUAAAAACAGUGUCUGAUGAUAUGAUUCAAAAACGUGUAUUACGAACUGGUGAUGGUACACAUCCUUUUGUAUCAAACUAUCAUUAGAAGAAAAAUUACAAUAAAUUUAUUGCCAAUAACAUUUAUUUAUUGUUGUGCUAUUGUUUCUAUGAAAUUUAACUCUCUGAUCGCGAAAAUGGCAAGAAAAUUGUUUUAUCAUGUCACUUUUUUGAGUAAUAACGCGAAAAGACUUACACCACUUUAGCAACCUCUAUGAAUAAAGUCUACCCUUCUUCACAUUGAGUCAACACGUGAUUUAUUAAAAAAAUUUUCAUUUUAAGUAUGAGAACAACUGGGACUACGUAAUUACAAAGCUCAAUCUCACAAAAGUUUAGUCACUUAGAAAAUUGAAAUUUCAAUAUUUCUUACCCUUGCUUUGAC
Molecule: messenger RNA, 1490 nt
Organism: Chrysoperla carnea
Lineage: Eukaryota; Metazoa; Arthropoda; Insecta; Neuroptera; Chrysopidae
Product: acyl-CoA Delta-9 desaturase-like
Exons: 6
Coding region: 153-1157 (334 amino acids)
Biological process (GO): unsaturated fatty acid biosynthetic process
Cellular component (GO): endoplasmic reticulum membrane
Molecular function (GO): iron ion binding; stearoyl-CoA 9-desaturase activity
Source: RefSeq, a predicted model, not a curated record